UAGCUGCCAUAUGACAGAUCGAAAAAUAUAUUUAUAAAUAAUGAAAAAAAAUGUAACGUCGGUGCUUUUUAUCAUAGUGACAUGACAUAGUGACUUAAAUUAAGAAAAAUUUAAUAAAAAUCAGACAACUAUAUCAUAUAGCUGCCAUCUGAAAGAUCGAUAAAUCUAUAUAGAAUUGACGGAAAUUAAAUUAUAACAGCGUUGUCUUUCAUCGGAAAGCAUGAUUUUUUGAAUUUAGAGUUUUUAAAGACUCUUGAUUUUUGAAAUAAAUUUCAUUGCAAUCGGACGACUAUAUCAUAUAGCUUUCAUAUGAAUAAUAGUCGAAAAUAUGAAAAACUAAUGGAAAAAUCGUCUUUUUUAAAGACUCUUGAUUUUCGAAUUAAAUGUCAUCAAAAUUGGACGACUAUAUCAUAUAGCUGUAUAGCAACAAUAGUCAAAAAUAUGGAACAUUAAUAGAAAACUCGCCAUAGCUUCGAUGUUGUUUAGAUAUAGAUUAUUUCAUGUCUGUAAGUCUGCCGAAGCAAGCUUCAUUUCUUUCAAUUAUAGUAAUUAAUUGGAACUAAUAUAAAGCAGAGUGCAUUAAAGUUGUACAACAUCGAAGUCUUGACGGUUUUUCCAUUAAUUCUUCCUUACUCUGAAUGAAAACUAUUGCCAAAAAUCAUGUAUGAUCAAAAAACAACGGCGUUUAAAUUGUUCAAUUAUUUUUCCGAUCUUUUUUAUGGGAGCUUAGCUUUCCAGACCUUCAACAACCUGUAAAAGCUCCAUUACUCUUGGUAAAGUUUCAGCCAGAUAUAUUUAAAUCAGCUUAUAUAGAAACAGACAGACAGAUCAGUUCAGAUAGUCAUGCUGACCCUUCACUAAGUCGCAAAUUUCUAACUAAAAAUGAUAAUACCUUUACAAGGGUAUAACAAAUUCAAAUAAAUCGUACGGAACUUUCGAGUAUCCUGAGGUAAGAUCUGAAACAGAUUCUGAAUCCCUCAGUGAUAUGUUAAAAAAUAAAUUCGUGAAAUGCCUUUUCAAAGCUGCUGAGGGCCCUUUAACAGGUAGAAUAGGUUUGUCACAGGGACAGGAUAUGCGUAGGAUUCGCGCAUAUUUGGAUUAGGGAAAACCAGAUAUUAAAACGCAAUUAGAGCACUUCGGGCGUUUGGAUUUGGCUUACUACCUGUGCGACAUCUGGCAUAUACCACUACCUGUGGGACAUAUGGUAGGUUAAUCCAUGGGUUAAAAAGGCAAAGAGCGCCGCAUUUACCUGUUGUCCGCGUAUAAAUAUGAUCCGAUUGCAGUCAGCAGCAUCAGUUGCCCAGCAACCAACAUAGCCGCAAGAACACCUUUAGCAAUUCAAGCCAGCAGUCUAAAAUGGCAACAUACACCUGCACCCAGUUCCUGAACCUGGACGAGAUGGAGCUUCCAUCGAAGGUCACCACAGUAACCCUGAACGCAUCCUGCUUUGGACAGUGCGACUUGAACAUCUUUAUCGAGAGCCUGGAGACCAUAGCCCGCCUAGAGAAGGAGCGCCAUGAGCGAAGGCAGCUUCGGCGGGAGAAGAAGCGACAGUUGGCCCGCAUGGCGGAGCUAAACGACCAGCGGAGCUCCAGUCCGACGCCCAGCGCUGAUGAGGCCGUCGACGAGCCACUUCUAUACCUGGAGGCAAAGUGCAUUCCCUAUGCGGUGUCUGACGCUCCCAAUGUCCAAAGGGCUACCACGCCCGGUCUGCCAGAGUACUACACCUGCGACGACGAGGCCUACGGCACUGGCUUCCAUUCGCCGGGCAGCAGCGUCACCUACUGCAGCUGCAACGACCCUUGGAGUCAGGACUCAGACUCGGCUGAAUCGGGAGUCUAUGGCUCCGUUUCGGUGGCACCCGUGAGACCGCGCUCCCAAAUGGCAACAAAGUCUGAGAAUCGCUCCACGAGAUCCCGCAUAAUCAGAAUGCUUAUGAAAAGGGAGUUCGCAAACACACCUCUCACCGAACACCAGCAGCAAGCUGAGCCCCGGUGCAAAUACAGCAGUCGAAAACUGUCGACGGAACAAAGUUUUCUGGACAAAGCUCUGCGCUAUUUAACAUUAUAGAUCGGUUCAUCUCCAAUACUCACCGUAAAAACUCACUGUAAACGUAGCUUUGUAUGUAAAACAUUACAAAAAUAAAAUUCAAAUUGUAUAA
Molecule: messenger RNA, 2161 nt
Organism: Drosophila ficusphila
Lineage: Eukaryota; Metazoa; Arthropoda; Insecta; Diptera; Drosophilidae
Gene: dunk
Exons: 1
Coding region: 1357-2070 (237 amino acids)
Source: RefSeq, a predicted model, not a curated record